AUGGCCGAACAAGAAACCGGGAAUGCAGAAUGGGGAGGCGUCCUACUAUACCCCCGGUGUGUAUCCCCCUGCGGGAGCGCAGUGUGCCGGGGCCGAGGCCGGAGCUCUAAGAAGGAACACAGGAAAGACGCGGUCAGAGCCGGUCACAGAUUCGGCUUCAAUGGGUCCAUGAGUGAGAUGGAGCGCGGCGGAGGACACCGGAGGGGCGGCAAGAAGAGGCGAGGUGGCUGGCACCAUUUCGCCAUCCGGGACCGCCAGCAGUUCCAACGUAAACGCAAGAAACACACUUUGUCGUACGUGGAGGAGGAGCGGCAGAGGGGCCAGCGCUUCAGCGAGGAGGAGAACGAGGCCCUGGUGGUGAACGUCCUCCUCCAUUACAGAGACCUGUGCGGUCAUUCCGCCAUAAAAGGGAGCGCCACCAGGAAGAGGCGGCUGUGGCAGGACGUGGCCGAUAAAGUCAACAGCGUAGCCACAACGUACAGGACCAUCGAGGUGUGCAAGAAGCGCUACGGCGACUGCAGGCGGGCCGUGAGACUCAAGAUGGCCGCCUUGGAGCAGCAGGCGGAGGGCGGGGGCGACCCCAACGAGCAGAUCAGGUUCAACAGCUGGGAGGAAAAACUGCGGCAGAAGAUCUCCUCGCUGAUGUCUGGAGGGCGACAGGAAGUGAUGGAAAAUCUCCACCACCAACAUAAUAGCAGUAAAAACCUGGCAAGGGGUCUAACCCUCCCCCCACGUUUUUGGCUUGACAAGCUCGAUGGUCUCAGAACACGUCAUGGAACAACAAGAGUCAGUUGCUCAUAA
Molecule: messenger RNA, 801 nt
Organism: Nanorana parkeri
Lineage: Eukaryota; Metazoa; Chordata; Amphibia; Anura; Dicroglossidae
Exons: 3
Coding region: 1-801 (266 amino acids)
Biological process (GO): regulation of transcription by RNA polymerase II
Cellular component (GO): nucleus
Molecular function (GO): RNA polymerase II cis-regulatory region sequence-specific DNA binding; DNA-binding transcription factor activity, RNA polymerase II-specific
Source: RefSeq, a predicted model, not a curated record